UGCGAUUUGCGGAUCAAAAGGACAGUUUGUCCACGCAAAAGGCACAUUAAAUGCGCCACACCAUCGGGAAAGACAGCACUCGAAGCUCCUGCCAUACGAGGUGAAAAGCAAGUUUUGUUCGUAGCUAAAGUAAGCGCUUGAAUUUUACUAUUUCUAUUUCAUUUAUAUUGUAGAUCACAAAAUAACACAGAGCUCUAAAUACUUAUUGUACGUUUUAUAAUAUUUUGUUCUAACAGGUAAACAGAUUAUUAUACAAAAAUGUCUGAAAUCUGUCCAUGUUGUGACAAAGCUGUGUUCUCUGCUGAAAAGGCUGCAAUUAGUGGAAAGAAUGGCGAAGUUUGGCACAAACAGUGCUUGAAGUGCUCUCAUUGCAAGAAACGGCUGGAUAGCAUGACAUUUAACGAACAUAAAGGUUUGUAUGAAUAGACAUACAAAUAUGAUCACUUUAAUAUGUUCUGUUGUUUGGUGUUGAUGUUAAUGUCUUCAUCCUAUGUGUAUAGCUUUACUCCACAUCUACAAUUAAGUAGAAUACCUAGUUUAUUCACUGAUUUAGCCUUGUCAGUUGGAUGUACAGAUUUUCAAAAGAAUCUGUUGUGUAUAGCCACGCCUGUAGAUACUAGUUGCGCAGCUGUUCUGUCAUCUGCAGUUAACAUGAACGCAAAUCAAAUACCACUUUUACAUAUUUAUGUAACUUCGAAAUGGUCUUAUUUGGCCUUACUUCGUCGUGCAAAAGCUGUUUUCAAAUAAUGAGAAAAAAAACAUUUGCCUGUGAAUAUGGAUCUAACUCCAUCGAAUAUGAAGGCCCAAACAUCUGUUAUCACCAACAGGCAACCUGAUGGUCUGUUUUCUCGUUGAAGCUCAGGGACUAAGUAUUGUUACUAAAUACGAUAUACCAUUUGUGUAGUUUGGAUUUUAUAAUGGUUCAGCUUCCACAUUGCUUCCCUGUUCGCAUUUUUAUAGCUCGACAGAUGAAUUGUAUGUCUUGAGACAACAUCUGUUUUUAAUUACGACACAAAAAAUGAGACUGAAGCUUGGAUACAAGGGAUGCCGUAUUCGAAAUCGCUUUUAUGUAUUGUUGCGGGUCUAUUGAAACAAAUUAUGCUACGAAACAGUUAUUUCUUUCUGUGGGAACCCAAAAUUUACAAAACAUCCUGCCAAGGCUUUAAAGUGAAUUGAAAACUGAUCCGUCAUUGACGGGCGUGUCAUUGUUCCAAGUGAAGAUUACAAGACCGACUGAUGAGCAAUAACGAUGAAAGUAUUUAUGUCUUUAAAACAAUACAUUUGUUGCUUUGUUUACACAUAAAAGCUAUUUUCAUUGACAACUAGUAAAAUACAAUGACCAUAAUAUGAUUAUUGUAUGUCCCAGACAAAGCAGACAUCGUAACGGUAACCUUACAUUUGAGGGCUACUGGUUAUUAAUAUUUCUCACUAUUUCAAGCAUUUACGCAUUGUUGACACAUAUACAUGUCGAUUACAUUGGUUAUUUCAAUGGAACAAAAAUAUCCCCUCCGCAAGUUUGUUGUGUUAUACUGAAUACGAUCAAGCUUUGGUUGAAAUUUAGAUUGUAUGGAUAUUAGGAUAUAUACUACAACCUACAUAGUAGCCGUGUCGCACGAUGGAUAUUGAUACAAUUAAACUGGACUGGAGACGUUUCAGCCAUGUAUUCAGCCAUCUACACCUGUGUUCUAUUAAUGAAUCAAUUUUUACCACUGUGUAUGUCUGAAGUAUAUGUACUUCCAACAAAAUACAGAAAAUGUCAUGACAAAAUACAGAAAAUGUGUUAAAUUAACCAACAUGAAAGAUCUCACAUUUUGAAACAGAUCAACUAAAAGAAAAUGUUUCAUGUUAUACAAUUUGAGUCACCAUUCAGGCAUUUAUAUAAGCUAAAACAGCAAACAUCGCCAUAAUAUAAUAGCGAGAUGAACUCUGUGGGUGUUGUAAAUAAUGAAACACCACUGUCGCCAUAGCAAUGACAGUUCAUCUUAUCUUGAGCACUUUAUUUAGUAAAAAUUUGAUCUACAUGAUGGUGACUUUCCAUCUGUAUUAGCACCAUGAGACCUUUUGCAAUAGCGAUGGCAAUUAUAUGGAUAUUAUUAUACACGUAUAUGAAUUAUACUUGUCCUGUGAUCUAGACCAGACGGUCCGGACGUUCGUAACAAAGAGCCAUCGUAUUCUGAGUGUUCUAAAGCCCCGUUUACACUACGCUCGAUUUUUGGUGCUAGUCCAAGAACCAAAAAAGUGGUACGGGUACCAAUUUUAUCUGUGCCGUACCAAAAAUUGAGCGCAGUGUAAACGGGGCUUUAUUGUUUUUGCAGUUGCAUUAUAUCAUUUGAAAGAAAUGCACUGCCAAAAACUUUGACUCAAAAACUUGUUUGAGUAAAGUAAAUAAAUCUUUAUCAUUACUAAAAAAGUGAGUAUUUUGAAACUUUACUCAAAAUGUUGAAUAAUUUGCUCAUAUACAUUUGAGUACUUUUCACUGACCAUUUUGAGUCACUGUGAGUCUAUCGGUGUACUAUCUUACUCUCGUUUUUAAGUCAAAAUACUCAGGGAGUUUUUGCAGUGUACCAAUGACUUUACAUACAAUAUGACAACUGCAGUUACACUCGGUGGCUAGACACAGCAACAGGUCAUGCUAGCUAUGCGAAUUUUUGAUGAUUUGCAUUUACUACCUUUAGAAAUGUAUCGUCUUUAACCUAAUUAGAUGCAGGUUUAUUAGCAUAUCAUGACCAGUUGCCAUGACUAGAUUCGCCACUGGCUCUGUGGCAAUUAAAAUACUGAAUUCAAAGCCAAAACUAGACUUAAUUUAUGAGUGUUUUGUACAACUAAAGUAGAUGACUAUAUAACCAAUUUCUUUUCAGGACAACUUUACUGCAAGGCUCACUACGGCAAACAAAUUGGGCAUUGUGGUUACGGAUAUGGACUUGGCGCUGGAACAUUCCAUUACACGGAAUAACUGGACAUAAAUCGUAGUGAUAUUAUAAAUAUGCAUCGUUUCGAGGUUUAUUAUUUGUAGAUUUUUGAGGAAAUUAUUGAAAGUGUUUAUUCCUUGUCAAAUGCUGGAGUAUUAAAUGUCUUUAUUGUAACUAUUGCUAAAAAAAUAAAAGUUCGUUUUUAGAAUAUUCA
This is a messenger RNA of Paramuricea clavata, 3123 nucleotides long. The record is from the annotation of a GenBank genome assembly. Lineage: Eukaryota; Metazoa; Cnidaria; Anthozoa; Malacalcyonacea; Plexauridae.